AUGUAACCUUCCUCGAAGCUGUCAGUCGACGUCAUGACUUCAGUGACCUAAGAACCAUCUUCCUCAGCCUUACGAUCGCCAAGCCAUUUCUUCAAUCUAGUGGGUGAUCAGGUAGCAUCCAGUGGGUCGGUCUCUGCAACCGACUACGUCACUGACGAUAUUAUACUCUCGUCAAGCUUCCGGGGACUCCUUCCUCAAGUCGAUCCCGUCAGUUCCGCCCAAUCGCUCGUCCUUUUCUCGUCGCUGCUGCCCUGUCUUCACUUUUCUCUCUAGUUGUCUCGGGAAUGCCUGUCUUCGUUACAGUCCCUUGCUUUCUGCAACACGCUGCGGACGUUAUCUUAUCAUGGCAACCAUUGAACAGCCCCCAAUUCAGCGUAUUCCGCGCUCCCGGUCAACCCGACUAGCGGAUCAAGCCGCGACGGCUGCCCUUUACGUGACGCACCCCGAGCGAAGACUAUCGGCUCGUGAACCAUCAGCGAUCGAGACUGAUCUGUCGAAUCUGAAAGUGCCAGGAUCGCGUCCGGGUUUCAGCCAUGCGUCGGCAGUGGCUGCUCUAGCGCACGCGAAGAGUAGGCAGCUUGAGGCCGAGAAGCAGGCUGCGGCAGCAUUUUAUGUCCAAGAUCUUCGGUCCGAUGUUUCGAGCCAUGGGGGAUACAGAGCUGGAGCCUCCACGCGCAGGGACCGUAAUUCAAUCUCGAAUGUCCCUCCAAGCACAGAAAUCUCCGUGGCCGACUUAACGUCAGAGGCGCGCCGCGAAAUCACCGAAAGAGAGAAAGCUGUCAGUGCUGCUAGGGGCGCUCUGUAUAGCACCAGGAAGCGAGCUGAAUCCGCACCUUCUAAAGCACCUUACGCGAAUUCAGCUGCUGGUCAAUUCAAAGACCUUGACAAUGCGAUGGAGGCUAGCAGGAUCCAGCACCUCACGAAUAUCAACCCUCAGCUCUUUACUGCGUCUCCCCCUGUGGCUCAGGAGAUAGAAGACCAGAGAAGGAAGAGUGUGCUGCAAGCAGCCGCUGUGUCGAUGGCGCGGGACAUGUACAGCCUUGCAGAAGCUACAGAGCCCGAACAAUUCUAUCCUUCCGCUCCUGUUACCCAGACAAACCAUGGACGUGUGCGUCAAAAACGAUCUGCGAGUAGACCAGAAGCAGGGGCCAUUCAACGGGCAGUGAGUCUGCAAGAGACCGCUCAAAAGCUUGCUGCACAGAAGCUGGCCAGUAUGCAGGACGACACCGCAGUAUAUCGGGAAUAUUACGGAAUUGAGCCGCAAACUACACGGUCCAGUCUGCCCACUCGCAGAAGGAGAUUGUCCCUGGACUCUGACGCAUCUGAAUUUGACGUAGAGCGGUCUAGAGAAAUCAGGCAUCAGAUGACUAGUCUUCGAACGAAGCUUGAUGCGGUGGAUGAACAAAGAGAGAAAGAUCGCGCCCUUUUGAUGGUCGCCGCAAAGAAGAAUGUCGAUGCAGUAUUGCAGGACAUGGAAAUGCGUGUCUGCGCUGAAACCGGGCGAGCCCCUCCUUCACUCCAGAAGGAGUGGGAAGAGGCGGCGCUAGCUCGUGCGCAAAAGGAUAUACAAGAUACUGACACGCAAUAUGCCUCAGGCGAGAGAGUCAAUCUUGGAGCUCAAAAAUUUGUUAACAUGUCCGACGUAGAGGCUCUUGCCCGCUCCAGGCUCCAGCCAACAUUCGACGAAAUCACUGAUCGUGCCGAGACCGAAAGAGCUAAAGAGCUAGAGCGGCGCCUGGAUGCAGAAGAAAUUCAGCGUCGCGAAAUCGUAGCACGUCAACGAGAGGCUGACCUUUUGGCUGAGGAGAAGCGGCAAAAAGCUUCUAUGAAACAAGAGUUAAAAGGCAAAGGAGAAAGGACUCGGCUGUGGAGGAAGUCUAAGAGGACCCAGGAUAAUGAGCCCACCUUAGGGACGCCCUCCCCAACCAAGGCCACUGAAAGACUGAAAGGCGCUGCUGAGGCACCUGCAGAAAGUGCGCCGCAAGAAACGGGGCAGCCACAGACCGCCGAGGCAGGCAAUAAAGCUACGGCUUCAGGUGCAGUGGUAGAUUCAAGCCCUAUGGAGCCUAUCACGAGAACAGAAUCAAAACUCAAAACGUGGUUUAGUAAAUUAGGUAGCCGUCGUCCCAAUUCAGGUACUGGCGAGGCCCCGAAGGUAGCGGGGGCCGAUCAAGAGGCGCCUGCAGAAAUGGCGGAAGAGACAAUUCGGGCAGCAGAAGGACCAAAUGAGCCAGCCGAGACAGCUGAAGCAGACGAGGUAACUGAUGAUGACGAACGCGGAGCUCCUCUCAGGUCCAAUCCUGUUACAGCAGAUGAUCUACAAGUAAUGCAGAGAAACUCCGUGCAUGAAGGCACUCUGGAGGGGGUGGGAUCUGAAGGCCAGGUGGCUCAGCAAGGGACCAGGGAGACAUCUGAGCAUAAUGGCGAUAAACGAUCUCGUCUAAAGUUCAGGCUUUCCCAGAUGGUCUCGAGAAACUCGCAAGAUACUAAGACGAACGGAGUUACAGAUUAUGGUAAGGAAACCGAAGGAGGAUCUGCACCCGUCGAACAUACUGCUGCAGAUGAAUUGCCGUCGCAUACCACUGACCGAGACGAACUACGUGAGAGUGCUACCGAGCAAGGACUUCCCACUCCGCCUGCAAUUGGAAAGCGAACAAGCGACGGCACUGGUCGUGAAUCUCGGUUCUCCGAGGACUUGUCAUAAUGUAUUUGUCCUGAUCUCAAUGUUUCUCAAUGUUUCUGUGUUCUUGUUGCGGUUUCCAGAUUCUUUUCUUGAUUUCCUCCCCCCCCCCCCCAGCUUCCCUUAACUGCGGCGUGGGUUACAUACUUUUCGGAGUCGGGUAUACUAUAGGAACGGCCAGGUGAGGCGUUUCGAAAGGCUUCCAAUACAUAUGAAAGGAUAUUAUGCCUUGACUACUUCUGCUACAAGUUUGUCCGUGGAUUCAC
Messenger RNA from Aspergillus alliaceus, 2946 nucleotides. RefSeq lists its product as uncharacterized. The transcript has 4 exons. NCBI's taxonomy places the organism in Eukaryota, Fungi, Ascomycota, Eurotiomycetes, Eurotiales, Aspergillaceae. The record is from RefSeq and is a predicted model, not a curated record. Gene Ontology annotation, biological process: eisosome assembly. The coding region runs from base 344 to 2704 and encodes 786 amino acids.